Messenger RNA from Plasmodium vinckei vinckei, 2247 nucleotides. Its product is annotated as multiple RNA-binding domain-containing protein 1, putative. Gene Ontology annotation, molecular function: mRNA binding. NCBI's taxonomy places the organism in Eukaryota, Apicomplexa, Aconoidasida, Haemosporida, Plasmodiidae. Bases 1 to 2247 code for a protein of 748 amino acids. Gene Ontology annotation, cellular component: nucleus; cytoplasm; ribonucleoprotein complex. The transcript has a single exon. The record is from RefSeq and is a predicted model, not a curated record.
AUGAAAGAGAAUACAGUCGAGGUAGAGGAAGAAAAUGCCCUAGAUUGGCUAAAAGGUAUAUCUAAAGAUAAAGCAAAUGAUAAAGAAAAUAAUAAAGAAAGUGAUAAAGAAAGCGAUGAAGAAAACAGUAAUUUAUCUGAAAGUGAUGAUACAGAAAGUGAGGAUGAAAUAAGUUCCAUGGACAAAGUAAAACCAUUAUAUUCCGAGCCAGAAGAUAUAGAUUACAAUGAUAAUAUAAACACGGGGAAACUUAUCAUUUUUAAUCUUCCUCCUGUAGAUGAACAGGAUGUAAAAACUCUAUGUGAACGAUAUGGGCCAGUAACAGAUGUACAUAUAUUUAAAAAUACAAAAAAGGGAAGUAAAUAUAUAUGCUUGAACGAAAAAAAUGAUAACAAAUCAAGAGAAGACUUUUUUAUAAAACUGUUAAAGGAAAAUAAUGAUAACACUUCGAAUAAAAAUAAAAAAGAUAGUACUAAAAAAAUGGAAAACUCAAAUAAUACGAAAGAAGGAAAUGAAAGCGAAAAUGAAAAUAACAAGAACAAAAAUAACAUAGCCAAUAUUGAUCUCACAAAUGUUAAAACAUAUGCUUUUGUUAGUUUCGUUUUUCCAAGUUCUUGUGAAAAAGCAAAAAAUAAUUUAAAUGAAACUAUUUAUAGAGGUAAAAUAUUAAGUGUAAAAUAUGCUCGUGAAAAGAUAGAUAAUUCUGAAAAUUUAGAAAAAAAUAAAAAUAAUAUAUUUAUUAAAUUAUCUAAUGAAUCUAAGACAUCAUAUAAAAAAAUUUUGGAAAUUCAAAAAAAAAGAAAUUGCCAAAAUGAAAACAUUUGGAAUAUUUUAUACACGGAUAUCAAUUCAAAUAUUUAUAAUUUUUGUAAAGAAACAAAUUGUGAUCCUCAAUCUAUAUUAAACAUAAGAGAUAAAAAUAUUGCAGUUAAUGUUUCAUUAACUGAAACUUUUAUAAUUAAUAAAAUGAAAGAAUGGAUAAGAAAGGAAGGAAUUGCUUUAGAAGCAUUUGAGCAAAUAUACAAAAAGGAAAAUGCUAAACCAGAAAAAGAUGAAAAUGAUGAAACUGACAAAGUGAUAAAAUACAAAAGAAGUGAUGAUACUAUAAUUGUUAAAAAUUUAUCUAUGCAUACAAAUGAAAAUGAUAUAAUUAAUUUAUUUAAGAAGCAUGGUAUUUUAAAAAAAAUUAGCUUUUCUCCUUAUAAAAAUAUAGCUAUAUUACAAUACGAAAAAUCAGAAGAUGCAAAAAAGGCUCUUAUAUCAAAUUCGUAUAUACGAUAUAAAAAAUUGCCUUUAUAUUUGGAAUGGGCACCUAUCAAUUUGUUUGAACAAAAUAAUAAAAAUACUGAAGAAAUGACAGAAAUAAAUGACAAUCCUAAUGAUGCAUCACAUCAAAAUAAUGUCGAAGCAUAUGAUAGUGAAUCAAGUGAUGAAGAAAUUACUCACUCCAGUAUUUAUAUUAAGAAUAUAAAUUUUAACACAAAAGAAGAAGAUUUUAAAAAAUUAUUUGAAAAAUUAGACGGAUUUAUAACAUGUAAUAUUGUAAAGAGCAAAAAAGCGAUAAAACAAAAACAUAAGGACAAUACAAAAGACAAAGAAAAUGAUAAAACAGAUCAAGAAAAUAAAUAUAUAUCAUUAGGAUAUGGUUUUGCAGAAUUUAAAAGUAAAGAACUAGCUAUUGAAGCUAUAAAAAAAUUAACAGCAACUAAAUUAGAUGGGCAUGUUUUAGAAUUAAGCUUAUCUCAUAAUAGAAUUAAAAAAAAUAAACAAACAUCUAAAAAUAAUGAAGAAAAACAAGUAAUUAAAGAUAAAAAAAAAAUCACAAAAAAAUUACUUGUGAAAAAUUUAGCUUUUCAAGUAACGAAAGAAGAAUUAAGAAAAUUAUUUUCUGCAUUUGGUAAUAUUAAAAAUGUUAGAAUACCUAAAAAUGCAUACAAUAGAAGUAGAGGAUAUGGAUUUGUUGAAUUUAUGUCUAAAAAUGAAUGUCUUGCUGCCAUAAAUGCAUUACAACAUACCCAUUUAUAUGGAAGGCAUUUAAUUAUCGAUUUUGCUAAUGAUUUAAUAUUUGAUCAAAAUGUAGACGAAUUUGAUAAAAUGAAAGAAUCACAAAAUAAUGCCAACCAAAAUAGUAAAGAUGUCAUAACUUCGGAACAAGCUAAACGAAAAUCAAUAUAUGAAAAUGAAAAAUCGACAAAAAUUAGUGAAUCAAAAAAAAGGAAAAUUAUGGGGAACCUCGAAAAUGUCUAA